This is a messenger RNA of Osmia lignaria (orchard mason bee), 1417 nucleotides long. It is a transcript of the gene rush, whose product is annotated as pleckstrin homology and FYVE domain containing family member rush hour. Gene Ontology annotation, biological process: endosome organization; endosome to lysosome transport. Gene Ontology annotation, cellular component: early endosome. Gene Ontology annotation, molecular function: phosphatidylinositol binding; metal ion binding. The record is from RefSeq and is a predicted model, not a curated record. Lineage: Eukaryota; Metazoa; Arthropoda; Insecta; Hymenoptera; Megachilidae.
UUUAUAAAGGGUUUAAUUCUCUUUCGUAUAUAUAAUAUUAAUAUACAUAAUACUUGUUUCAAUUCAAGAAUCGGAAAAUUCACAAGUUCUACGGUCUACGAUUUGUUAAAUCGCAUCAGAUAACGGUGUAACUCGAUAGUUUGUGAUUUUGACAGUUAAAUUGAAUACAUAAUUAAAUAGCGAGGCUAAUGCCAGACGCAUUGCUAUGGUCGAAAACUGCUUUGGCAGUUCUGGCCAGCCACUUGCAGUACCUGGAAGAGUUUUAGUUGGAGAAGGUGUAUUAACAAAAAUGUGUAGAAAGAAGCCAAAACCAAGACAGUUCUUUUUAUUUAAUGAUAUAUUGGUUUAUGGAAAUAUUGUAAUGAACAAAAAAAAGUAUAACAAGCAACACAUAAUACCACUUGAACAGGUCAAACUUGAGUCUUUAGCUGAUGAUGGUCAGUAUCGCAAUGGUUGGCUCAUAAAAACAGUAACAAAGUCGUUUGCUGUUUAUGCUGCCACUCCAACAGAGAAGCAAGAAUGGAUGGCUCAUAUUACCAAAUGCAUUGAGGAUCUAUUAAGAAAGAGUGGGAAAAAACCAGUUGAGGUUCAUGCAGCUGUUUGGGUUCCAGACAAUGAAGCUACAAUUUGUAUGCAUUGUAAUAAAACACAGUUUACAGUUUUAAACAGACGGCACCAUUGUAGGCAAUGUGGAGCUGUGGUAUGCGGGCCUUGCAGUAAUAAAAAAUUGUUAUUACCUGGACAAGGAAAUGGAAAGGCAGUUAGAGUGUGUUUGCAAUGUUAUGAUACAGCUAGUAAAGUAAAGGCAUCAUCUCCAACUGCUGUUGACAGUUUAAAUAACAAAGACCAGCAACGUAAUUCUGCUGAUAGUUCAGGUGGUGAUAGUUCUGGUGAUGAUGAGGAGGGAAAUAAGGAAGAAAAGCAUGAUGAGCCUAAAUUUUACUCCACACUUGCCCGAUGAAGUUGACUAUAAAUAUAUUAUACUAAAUAACACUGCAAACAGGAAUAUUAUUGAAAACAAUAUUUUUAAAAAUUACUAAUUUUAAAUUGUCAAUAAUAUUAAAAGUUAUAGUGAUUUAAACAUUGUUAAACCUAUUUUUAAAUUAUAUUUAUGUAAAGAGCUAAGAAAAAUGUCUGUGUAUAAACAAUUUGAAUAAUUUUAUACCAAACUUUAAAAACAUACAUUUUAUAUGAUGCAUAUCUAAUUUAUGAGAAUAAUUUAAAACCAUUCGGGAUAUUAAAACUUAAUACAUUGCUAUACUAUUUACACAGACAUUCAACGAACAAGACUAUUAUUAUUAACUCUUCGUAUGUUGUAAAAAAUAAUUCGCUACAAGUGGAACUCGAAAUUUUGACCCGUUUACAUUUGUAUUAUCUUGUUAUAUUGUAAUAUCUCAAUAUUUACUAUCAUCAAAUA